Messenger RNA from Bombina bombina (fire-bellied toad), 2842 nucleotides. It is a transcript of the gene HID1, whose product is annotated as HID1 domain containing. NCBI's taxonomy places the organism in Eukaryota, Metazoa, Chordata, Amphibia, Anura, Bombinatoridae. Gene Ontology annotation, cellular component: Golgi medial cisterna; membrane; Golgi trans cisterna. The transcript is spliced from 19 exons. The record is from RefSeq and is a predicted model, not a curated record. Bases 97 to 2487 code for a protein of 796 amino acids.
UUCUCCAUCUGCUGCAGGCGGAUUUGAUCCAAGGUAGGACAGGCCGGACCGGUGCAGAACGCAGGGAGUACCGGGUGAGGUCGGGCCGGUAAGGGGAUGGGCAACACGGACACCAAGCUCAAUUUCAGGAAGGCGGUGAUCCAGCUGACAACCAAAACACAGCCAGUGGAGGCUACAGAUGACGCAUUCUGGGACCAGUUUUGGUCUGAUUCAGCCACCUCAGUACAAGAUGUUUUUGCACUUAUUCCAGCUGCUGAGAUCCGCGCAGUGCGGGAGGAGUCACCGUCCAACCUGGCAACGCUCUGCUACAAGGCAGUUGAGAAGCUAGUCGCAGGAGCAGACAGUGGAUGUCAUUCAGAUAAUGAAAAGCAAAUGGUUCUGAACUGUGCACGACUUCUGACACGGGUCCUGCCAUAUAUCUUUGAGGACGCAGAUUGGAGGGGAUUCUUUUGGUCCUCAGUACCUGGGGCAGGUCGCAGCCAGGAUGAGGAAGAGGAUGAGGAUGUUUCUCGCCCACUCGCUGAAUCUCUACUCUUAGCAAUUGCUGAUUUACUUUUUUGUCCAGAGUUUACAGUGCAAAGUCACAGGAGAUCUGGAACAGAGACGACAGAAGAUAUCCACACACUGGACAGCUGUGAGUACAUCUGGGAGGCGGGCGUUGGCUUUGCUCACUCCCCUGCUCCAAAUCACACUCAUGACCUCCACAGGACAGAGCUCCUGAAGCUGUUGCUGACGUGUUUCUCAGAGGCUAUGUACCUCCCUCCCUCUUCCGAGAGCAGCACUACAGCUAACCCAUGGGUACAGUUCUUCUGCUCCACAGAGAACAGACACGCACUCCCCCUGUUCACCUCACUUCUGAAUGUGGUGUGUGCGUAUGACCCUGUUGGUUACGGAAUUCCGUAUAACCACCUACUAUUCUGGGAUUCACGUGAACCACUGGUGGAGGUGGCUGCUCAGCUGCUCAUUGUGACUCUGGAUUUUGAUCAAACAGGAUCCACAAGUCCCAGUACAGAUGGGACCACCACAAGCACAGCUAUGGAUGAAAGUGAGAGUCCAGCUCCAGACAACCUGUUUGUGAAUUACCUGUCCAGGAUCCAUCGGGAGGAGGACUUUCAGUUUAUCCUAAAAGGUGUGGCUCGGCUGCUUUUGAACCCACUCUCCCAGACAUACUUACCCAACUCCACCAAGAAAAUCCAGUUCCAUCAGGAGCUACUUGUCUUAUUCUGGAAGCUGUGUGACUUCAACAAGAAGUUCCUGUUCUUUGUUCUGAAGAGCAGUGAUGUGCUGGACAUUCUGGUCCCCAUUCUGUAUUUCCUGAAUGAUGCGAGAGCGGAUCAGUCUCGAGUGGGACUUAUGCACAUCUGUGUGUUCAUCCUGUUGCUGCUCAGUGGGGAGAGAAAUUUUGGGGUCCGUCUGAAUAAGCCGUACUCUGUGAGGGUCCCCAUGGAUAUUCCAGUAUUCACAGGGACACACGCUGACCUUCUUAUUGUGGUGUUUCACAAGAUUAUCACUAGUGGCCACCAGCGACUGCAGCCCCUGUAUGACUGUCUGCUCACCAUCAUUGUAAAUGUGUCUCCUUACCUGAAGUCCCUCUCUAUGGUGGCCUCAAACAAGCUCCUGCAUCUUCUUGAAGCUUUCUCAAGCCCCUGGUUCCUGUUCUCAUCCCCACAGAAUCACCAUCUUGUUUUCUUCCUUCUUGAAGUCUUCAACAACAUCAUCCAAUACCAAUUUGAUGGUAACUCUAGCCUGGUUUAUGCCAUAAUUCGAAAGCGUAAUGUCUUUCACCAGUUAGCAAAUCUCCCCUCUGACAAUCCGUCCAUACAGCGUGCUCUACAACGCAAGAAGAAGCCUGCUGAACCCAUAUCAAGGACCAACUCCCAAGAUGGAGCAUCAAUGGAGGGCUCUCGUCCUGCUGCCCCGGCUGAACCGGGCACACUUAAGACUAGUCUGGUGGCCACUCCUGGCAUAGAGAAACUGACUGAAAAAUCCCAAGUAUCUGAAGAUGGGACCCUCCGAGCUAUAGAACCAGAAAGCCUCAAUUCACAAGCAGAGGUCAGCCCGACCCGUCCUUUGAGUGACACUGACUCACAGAGUGGGGAUGGUCAGCGCAUGCAGAGUAGACGUUUCUCCAGCUCCUCCUCAUCCUCUCAAUGGAACCCUACAACAGACUGGGUGAUGUCUUGGAAGGUGAAGCUGCCCCUGCAGACUAUCAUGAGGCUCUUACAGGUCUUGGUACCUCAAGUGGAAAAGAUCUGCAUUGACAAGGGUCUAACGGAUGAAUCUGAGAUACUGAAGUUUCUACAGCAUGGAACUCUAGUAGGGUUACUACCUGUUCCGCACCCAAUUCUCAUCCGCAAGUACCAGGCCAAUGCUGGCACGGCUAUGUGGUUUCGCACAUACAUGUGGGGUGUCAUCUAUCUUCGGAACAUGGACCCCCCUGUGUGGUAUGACACUGAUGUCAAGUUAUUUGAAAUCCAGAGGGUUUAGAUGUCUAACCACAAAAUACCAAUACAUUUCUUUUUGGGCUUCUCUCCUCAUCUCAUCACUGGAUGCUCCCCUCUGGUGUUGUAUGCACCCACCCAUGCGCACAUGCGCCACAGAUAUACAUGUUCUCAGACUUACUGCAGUCUAAACCCUCUCAUAUACCGUACACCAAAUCCGCACAUUCACGCUCUCUGUUACAUUACUAUUUUAUAUGCUUUUAUCAAUGAAUACUGUGUCCUGUCUGUCUCUGCUGUACCGGGGUGAUCUUCUGUUGCUCCCUCUGAUCAGUAACACCACCCCUCUCCUGUCUACCUCCAUGUGAAAUCAGAUGUAAACUAAUAAAUUAUAUUAUUAACUA